This is a messenger RNA of Oryctolagus cuniculus (rabbit), 1657 nucleotides long. RefSeq names its product platelet derived growth factor subunit A (gene PDGFA). NCBI's taxonomy places the organism in Eukaryota, Metazoa, Chordata, Mammalia, Lagomorpha, Leporidae. Gene Ontology annotation, molecular function: growth factor activity; platelet-derived growth factor receptor binding. Gene Ontology annotation, cellular component: membrane. The record is from RefSeq and is a predicted model, not a curated record. Gene Ontology annotation, biological process: positive regulation of phosphatidylinositol 3-kinase/protein kinase B signal transduction; positive regulation of MAP kinase activity; positive regulation of ERK1 and ERK2 cascade.
GGGCGGGGGCCGGCGGCUCGAAGGCCCUUUUUGGCGCAGCGGCUCUGGCGCCGCCGUCCGCCGCCGCUGGGGCCCGAGACAGGCGAGCCGGCGACGGCGGCGCUCGUGCGGAGGCCUCCUCCCCUCCCCGCGCGGUGCCGCAGGAUUGCAGCUGGCACUGGAGGGUGGGCAGCUCCAGGGAGGGGCGCGCGGGAGCCCCGGCGCCUGUGCUCCCGGCUUGGAUGGGUUUGGCUGCCCGCGGGAGCGCGGGUGUGCUCACUGCGGCGGCGACCCCCGCGCGCUUCCGAGGAGCCCCGCAGGAGCGCCCGCCCCGCGGCCUCGCCUCCCCGCCUCCCCGCCGGCGCCUCGGGACGCGAUGAGGACCUGGGCUUGCCUGCUGCUCCUCGGCUGCGGAUACCUCGCCCAUGUCCUGGCCGAGGUGGGUGCCGCCCCCGCCCCGUCCCCUGGCCGGAGCUCCCCCGGGGCGCCCCGGCCUCUGCGGAGCGCGCGCGGAUGCCUGCUCGGCUGGCGGGGUUCGGUUCUGUUUUCUGCCCUGAGUGUGUGCCUGGAACCCGGGAUCCCCCGCGACGUGCUGGACAGGCUCGCCCGCAGCCAGAUCCACAGCAUCCGGGACCUGCAGCGGCUCCUGGAGAUUGACUCCGUAGGGGCUGAGGACGCUCCGGAGCCGAGCCUGAGAGCCCCCGGCGUCCACACGGCCAGGCAUGUGGCCGAGAAGCCGCCAGCGCCGGUGCCCGUGCGGAGGAAGCGUAGCAUCGAGGAAGCCAUUCCUGCCAUCUGCAAGACCAGGACGGUCAUUUACGAGAUACCUCGGAGUCAGGUGGACCCCACGUCGGCCAACUUCCUGAUCUGGCCGCCGUGCGUGGAGGUCAAGCGCUGCACCGGCUGUUGCAACACCAGCAGCGUCAAGUGCCAGCCCUCGCGGGUGCACCACCGCAACGUCAAGGUGGCCAAGGUGGAGUAUGUCAGAAAGAAGCCCAAGUUGAAAGAAGUGCAGGUGCGGCUGGAGGAGCACCUGGAGUGCGCGUGCGCGGCCUCGAGCGCGGGCCCGGAGCACCGCGAGGAGGAGGCAGGGACCCUCCUGCCCGCGCCUGGUGGCGUCCAUCCUCAGGGUUGCCUCAGAGCCCACGAUGGCUGCCAGAGCUCCAGAAAUCACAUGCAAGCCCUGGGCUGGAAGAAGAAGAUGUGAGGUGAGGGCCCCGGCGCCUCCUGGGACACGGAUGUGCGUGGCGUGUUACAUUCCUGACCUGCUCUGUACGGUGCUUCCUUGCCAGCGUGCCGUCUUUGUUCUCCUCCGUGGAACACCGCCCGAGGACACUCGGGGGAACAAAGAGACAGUGACCGCGUCCACGCGGGCAGCGGGCAGCCUCCCGGCAGAGCGCGGGGCAGACGGACCGCGGGCGGGGCCCCAGGUGCUUUAGCCGCCGCCGCGGGGCCGGGGAGCCGCGUGUGUCGACACAGACCCCUCCUGAGAGCCUUAAGUGGAUUUUUUACACCAUCGAGUGGUCGUCAGCCCCCUUUCUACUUGCUCUCCUCUCGUUUCCGUUUGUAACGACGCCGGUGGCACGCGAGGCUGCUGUGGCUGGGACGGCGCCCGCCGUCGGACGCAGACUAACGAGAUGUAUUAAAUAAACGUGCUACACCCGCCUAUGCACCAUUC